Messenger RNA from Heterobilharzia americana, 1269 nucleotides. The record is from the annotation of a GenBank genome assembly. Lineage: Eukaryota; Metazoa; Platyhelminthes; Trematoda; Strigeidida; Schistosomatidae.
AUGCUAAAGAUUGUGCUUUUAUAUCGAAGGAUAAAUGUUAUUAUAGCAGUGAUUCAGCCAGUAGCUAGUUUCACUUUAUAUAUUGGUCCUAAGCACACUGAUGCUUUGAAGAUGGUUGACUCACUGUGCCCUGUUGCUACCAAUAGGAAGAGACGUCAGGCACUUCUACUGAAUGAUUUAGAUAUUCAAAUGCCGAUAAUUGAGAUUACACCUCUGAAGAUUACAAAGAAGGCGAAUGUAUUACCUUCAGUUAUGAACUCGAAUAGUGUGUGCUAUAAUUCUUCCGCGACUGACUCUGAUUCAGCCGACAACUCUGUAUCUUCUUAUAAUGUUGAAAGUUCUGUUGAUUUGAGAACUCCUAACAACACCUUAGGUGUUUUACAUGAUGAUUCACCAAUAUAUUUCUACCAAGAAAUCUCCAAUAUGAUAGAUACUCACUACACUUCACCUGUUCCUAAUUUGUCACUUGUGGACUUUUUGGUGUACCCUGAAAGUUGUGAAGAGCACCUAUCUACUUCAAUAACUGAUGAUUAUUUAAUUGAUGGUCAGGUUAAUAAGAAGUUAGCACAAUGUACGUGUUGCAAUCGACUACAUAUGCAGCGUUUGGAAGAAGGUCGAUAUCGGCUUGGUACAAGAAUAUAUUACUUGCGCAGAUUUCGAAAUCAUGUGAUGACAUCAAUUGUAUCCACUUGUGUUCCUCCUAUUAAAUCAUGUUUUGAUGUUAUGAAACCAAUUCGUAGGAGUUCUGAUUUUGAUUCAUCAUCAGUUCCACAUGUCCAUUCUGUGAGUAAUUUGUUCAGACAGUCGUCAGAUGGUAGCAGUAACUGUAGUAUGGAAAGCCCUAGGAGUGAAUCCAGUACAGUUAGCACGGUUUUAGUUACUGGAGUUUCCAAUGGUGGAAACAUCAAUUCUCAGUCUUCAACUGCGCUGAAUACAUCUAAAAAUAAGCAAUCAAAAGUAAUUGUUACUCCUCGUCUAACUGUACCAAAAGCCCCUAACCUUCGAACCGCUUCACGGACUCGCGAUUCUCAUAGAAACCGUGAUGAUUCUAUUCCAAAAUUGCCCCAUACAACGGUUUCUUCAUGUUCUCUUGCUUCGCCAGCGACACACAUGAAUUCCACCCAUCGUACAAGAGAUUCAAGAGCAGUGUCGUGUUCGCGUAAUCCUUCAGCAAAGCAUCGUGAAGACUCAAAAUCGAAAGCGCCAAAUCUUAAACCAGUCUCACGAUCCGUGACUCCUCAACAAAACGUGAAGCAUCGAAACCGUUAA